This is a messenger RNA of Colletotrichum godetiae, 1220 nucleotides long. RefSeq lists its product as uncharacterized. The record is from RefSeq and is a predicted model, not a curated record. Lineage: Eukaryota; Fungi; Ascomycota; Sordariomycetes; Glomerellales; Glomerellaceae. The transcript has 3 exons. Bases 363 to 1220 code for a protein of 285 amino acids.
GCCGCCGAGUCCCUUGAUGAACACCAAGGGACCUCUUUAUGUGGGGGGACCGAAGGAAUCUGAAAUGCUAUCGUAGAGGUUCUUUUUACUUACAUGUAAAUAAGCACCAGGUCUCCCAGAUGGUAUAGAAUGUACUACAGGAAGUACACACCCAACUCAUCACAUGUCUGACGCCUCCAACAGUCAACAGUCCAUCCACUUCCUACACCCCACGUUCAAAUCCACAGAACCUUCAACAUGUCGUCUACGACCCAAACCAGAUUCCUCAUUAUCUCAGACACUCACGACCGCACUUUUACGCCUGAAAGGAUGCCACUCAUACCAUUCGACGUCCUAAUCCACUGCGGCGACCUCCUCAAAAAAUGGACGAAUACCGCCAAACCCUCGCCAUGCUCAAAACCUUCAAAGCACCACUCACACUCGUCAUUGCAGGAAACCACGACUUCUCCCUCGACCACACAGCGUUCAAGGCCAAAAUCGAAGAAGCCAACCGCAUAAACGGCUUCCCGAUCGAGGCAGAUCUAGUUGAGCGGGAAUUCGGCGGGUACGGACUGGCCAGGAAACUCUUCGCCGACGCCAAGAAAGACGGCAUCAUUCUCCUGGAUGAGGGUACGCAUGACUUCGCUCUAGCGAACGGUGGCAAGCUCAGGGUCUACUCUAGCCCGUACACGCCAUCGUCAUCGUCAUCAGAAGGCUGGGGUUUCCCAUACAAUGAAAGCGAGGGACACAAAUUCGAAUUUCAGAUGGAUACAGAUAUCGUCAUGACGCAUGGCCCACCUCGUGGGGUAAUGGACAUGUCAGCGGAUAAGAAGCGCAUCGGCUGUCCAGAUCUCUUUGCCGCUGUUAAUGUAACUUGGCGCCCCGAGAUCUCUGACAAACCCUCACAUUUUAGUGAUGUUGAUCAUGAAAAGUCUCAGCUGGUUGGUAAUCUCACAAGUCUCGGGGGCACCCGGGAACAGAGACUGGAGCUCUACAAGGAGCACCGAUACUGUAGCGCAGGAUCUCUGCGCAACAACAUGAGCUCAUCAGAGCUCAAGAGCACUAUGUUCGUCAACGCCGCGCUCAAGGAAGGCGGUGAAUUGCAACACUAUCCCUGGAUCAUCGACAUUGAUAUACCGAGAAGCGAAAGCGGCGUAGCACCUAAGACUGAGCGGAAAAGGAGGAGAGAGGAAUCGCCUCAAGAGCUCAAAGAAGCAAGGAAACUCUCGAAUAGAUCGUAG